Messenger RNA from Perca fluviatilis (European perch), 1370 nucleotides. Its product is annotated as asialoglycoprotein receptor 1-like. Bases 121 to 1104 code for a protein of 327 amino acids. Lineage: Eukaryota; Metazoa; Chordata; Actinopteri; Perciformes; Percidae. The record is from RefSeq and is a predicted model, not a curated record. The transcript is spliced from 8 exons.
UACCUUUCUCAACCAAAAACAGAAGUUGUUCUUAUCAGACUUACAGAUGCCUUGUGGAUUAAUUUCAGCAGUACUUCUCUGUCUGCAAGUCAGACAGAACCCAACAGAGCGACCGUAACCAUGGCGGAGGCGGUUAUAGCUGCUGUAGAUAGAAAGGAGGAGGAAACUGUGGACGAUGAAGUGAAGGUGGAAAGUGAAACAAACAAACCAACUGCUGACACAAACGCUAGAAAGGAGGAGGAAACUGUGGACGAUGAAGUGAAGGUGGAAAGGGAAACAAACAAACCAACUGCUGACACAAACGCAGGAGUUUUGCUCCUCAACAAAGCAAACAACAGACGUCUCCAGUAUCAGUGGCUGGCCUUUUGUUUGGGGAUACUUUGUGUCAUUCUGCUUUUGGGUAUCAUAGCAGUCGUCCUCUACCACUUUGCUACACUAAGUCAUCAGAGUGAUGAUAGUGGGCUGACGGCUGCCAAUCGCAAGCUGACAAACCUCAACAACAAACUCAGCUUAGACAAUGAAAAGUUGAGGAGGGACAACAACAAUCUGACAGUCCAGUUGGGCAACCUGACACACAUCUAUACUGUCUUAGAAAGCAAGAUCCCAAACCUGACUGCAGACGUCCAGGACCUGACAACACGAAACCUGCAGCUGAACUCACAAAAACUGCAGCUGGAGACACAGAGAAACAACUUAAUAGAACAAAUAAAAAACAUGGAGACAAACUGGAAUGAGCUCAACGUCAGCCGAGCUCAGUGGAGCAUUGAUGCCUACUGCCCAAAAACAAGUAACGAGAGACAGUGUAAAGCCUGUCAAAAUGGCUGGUUACCCACAGAGUCUAACUGCUAUGUGAUUCAUGAUGCUGCUGCUUCUGCUGAUCAGAAAACCUGGGAAGAAGCUCGACAAAACUGCAGAGGAAAGGCUUCAGAUUUGGUUGUUGUACAUAGUAAAGAGGAACAGACUGUACUCAGUGAAUACAGCUGGGGUAGUUCACUAACCGUUGGAUACUGGUUUGGCCUGAGAGCUGAAGGUGGGAGAUGGAAGUGGAUUGAUGGAAGUGAUCUGACUCGUCUGGACACCACAACUAUCACCCUCUCCUGCUGAUGGUCAGUGUGUAAUGUCUGUCCGGACCAAUAAAUGGAGAUCAGUGAGCUGUGCUGAGAAACAAAGAUGGAUCUGCAAAAAGAAGGCUUUAUCUGUUUAAACACUGCAGUCAGACUCUGAAUGAUAAUAUCAACUGGCUUAUAAAUAUCAAACUAUUCUACUACUACUUCUACUUCACAAUUUUUGAAAAAAAAAAACAGACACUCAGAUUUAGGGCCCUAGUUUAACAAUCUGAAACGCAAGUAUGAAACGCAAAAUGCAAGUAG